This is a messenger RNA of Sporothrix brasiliensis 5110, 1044 nucleotides long. RefSeq lists its product as uncharacterized. The record is from RefSeq and is a predicted model, not a curated record. Bases 1 to 1044 code for a protein of 347 amino acids. NCBI's taxonomy places the organism in Eukaryota, Fungi, Ascomycota, Sordariomycetes, Ophiostomatales, Ophiostomataceae. The transcript has 2 exons.
AUGGCGGCCGACUGCUCGGUUGUGCCGACGAGCACGCCCACCGCCGUUGCUUUGAGCAUCAGUGCCGUUCUCAUUUUCUCAGACACCUGGGGCCGUGCCGCCCGGCAGCGCAAAGCCAGCGGCUCGUCGUCCGCGUCCACCUCGUCAUUUGCCAUCAUCGGCCGCAAGCUGCUGAACAGCUACUCGGAUCAGCAGAUUGUGACGGGCAUUGGCAUCCAGAGCCUCGGUCUUUCUCAGAUCAGCUCGCUCGUGCCCUACCACUUCUUUUUGAUCUGGAUGCUGGGCCUGCUAUCGACGGCCGUCCACAACGCCGCCCUGCUCGCCCUCGUCCACGACUUCCGCCGCGACUGGGUCCUACGGUGGCUCCGCCAGGCCCUCAUGUUCGUCAACCUCGCCCUCAGCUGCAUCUACGGCAUAUUUGUGCUGCGCGAGCUCGCCGCCGGUCUGCCGCAGACGCUGCCAAUGGUGUGUGCGCUGGAGUCGGGCGUCCCCAAGAAUACGACCAUUGCCACAGGAGACGGCAAGGGCGGCAAGAGCGACACGACGGCCGCGUGGUCGGGCAGUGCCGGUGCGUUCCAGUUUAUAGCCACCGUGGCCGUGGUUGCCGGCAACUGCGUCGUCUUCAUCCUGUCCACGUGGUAUCUCCACAGCCGCGCGCAGCGCUUCUACCGUAUCGUGCAGCUAGUGGGUCUCGCCCUCAUGGCCGCCGUCGCCAUUGGCGUCGCCGUUCGCAUCGUGCUGCUGUCGCAGGCCUUUGGCCAUCCGUCCGUAUCGCUGUCCGACGUCGGCGAGACCCAGUGGAGCUUUGGUCAGCUGCUGUCGCUGCUGAUGCUUCUGUUGCCUCUCAUCUCGGUGGUCGAGAUUGCACGCGGCGAGAUCAAGGUGGCGCCGCCCGUGCAGGACGACGGCAGCGGCCACGGCGGGUCGGGCGAUACGGUGCCGCUUGUCGAGCAUCAGCUGCCCAUGGGUAAGGCCGGGCACACGUCAUUUCAGCCCACGCCCUUUUUCUCGUCAUCGUCACGGAGGACGAACAGUGGUCGAUAA